UCCCUCUUGGUGAAUGUAUCCGUCCGUAAUAUGACGUCAGGUGGAUGUUUUACUCGCACAGAGUGCACGAGCGCCGCCUGGCAACUUUAUCAUAAAGUGCAACACGUGCUACUAACUUCCGGAACAAACCAGUUGCUCACGGUGCUGUAAAAAUACAGCAUCUUGAAUAAGACACCUACAAGUCUGUGAACCAUGGGCUGACAUCAGCUGUUCAUCACCAUGGCAACCGAGGAUCGUAGCGAUGGUCUGACGGUCACCGUCCGACUGAUCCGCUCCUUCGAACACAAGAACCUGAAGAACGUCGUGUUUCACCAGGUCGACCCGGACACGACUGUAGAGACGUUCAUGGACACGGUCAGGAAAGACAUCCAGACCAGACCAGGGCUGCCACCUCCAUUCAGGAAGCAUGCAUACGAUACAAUGAAGCUUGAGUUCAAAGCUCAUGGUAACAAGACCAACAACCCACUGAUGAACACAGAAGACAAUGACAAGCUCAUGUUGAAGCCUGGAGCCACACUGGGGGAGAGUGGAGUAGAAAACGAGACUGAAAUUUCUUUCUUCAAGCGAGAGGAGUAUGAGGCAUUUGUGCAGAACCCAGUCACAAGAUGGUAGCAUUGGGAAGCAUGGCAUUUUAAGAACAACUCAUUUACAUGUACAUUAUGCUUCUGUUUUUUCUGAUUUUUAUCAAGAUUUGAUGUUAAAAUUUUGUAAUAUGUAACAUCAACUCUCAUAUUUCCACCGGGUGCCUUAAUACUAGUAAUGCCACAUGAGAAAAAAUGCAUGAAUUCAAACUUACCGAGGUUUUACGAAUGCAGCAAGAGUAAUCCUGAGGUAUACACACUUCAAAUAUUUAGGUGUCCCAGACAAUGUUGAGAAGGCCUCUAUAACAGUGUUUUUUGAUGUUGCAGUUUUAGGGCACCUGGUAGAAUUAUAAGAGUUGAUGUUACAUUGUACAUUAUACCUUUUUUGUCUGUUAUUGAAAUUUUUAUUAAGAUUUGAUGUAUAUUUAAGGUUUUUGUAAUACAUUGUAUAAGAUCCUUUGAGAAGAAGAAAAAAGAAAAACUCAUCACUUUAGGUCAACCAUCAACCACAAAUAUUUAUUCAAAAUAGACUUGCCAGUCGUCUAUAGCAAACAUAUGUACAGUCUGACUUCAGGAACAAAGAGAAGUCUGAUACAAUUUUCAAGUCUACAAACUGAUUUUUUAAAACUUUUAAGUAGUAAGUUGCAUACAAAUGUACAAGGCGAGUUCUAAAGAACACCCAAUAUAUAAUAUUUUUUCUGAAUAAAUCUCAUUGUUUUAAGACUGCUUGCUAUAAAGCUCAUAUACUGCUUGUAUUCAAUGAAAACAUUGCUGAACUUUGUUUCUCUUCCAUCGAAAGCAAUAAAAUCACUCGUCAAA
This is a messenger RNA of Branchiostoma floridae (Florida lancelet), 1400 nucleotides long. Its product is annotated as UPF0538 protein C2orf76 homolog. Bases 220 to 612 code for a protein of 130 amino acids. The transcript has 6 exons. NCBI's taxonomy places the organism in Eukaryota, Metazoa, Chordata, Leptocardii, Amphioxiformes, Branchiostomatidae. The record is from RefSeq and is a predicted model, not a curated record.